This is a messenger RNA of Myiozetetes cayanensis, 3349 nucleotides long. It is a transcript of the gene FNDC7, whose product is annotated as fibronectin type III domain containing 7. The record is from RefSeq and is a predicted model, not a curated record. NCBI's taxonomy places the organism in Eukaryota, Metazoa, Chordata, Aves, Passeriformes, Tyrannidae. The transcript is spliced from 13 exons. The coding region runs from base 752 to 3211 and encodes 819 amino acids. Gene Ontology annotation, molecular function: protein binding.
GGUGGCUGCGGGGGCUGUGUGCGGGGCGGCGGGCGGAGCUGGAGACCGCAGAGCCGACGGAGCUCCGCGAAACUUGCCGCGGUCCCGGGUCCCCUCACGGUGGAAACCGGGGCUCCCUCAUGAGAGCGGCCCCAGGAUUCCCUCCGACAUUCGUGUAAAGCCGCCAAGGAAAAACAUUGUCGGGUCAUAGAACGAUACAGUUUGUUGUCGCCUACAAUCGUCUGUCAGAAGUUACAGUUUGAAGACAUAAAGUCGUGUUGUCAAAGGGGAACCAGCAGCUGGUACAGAUACGAAGGAAUGAGAGGAAAAUAUCUCUUUCCACGAGGCCAGAUACUGAGGAAGGGUGGUUCCCAGUCGGUAUGGCAGUGUUCCAUGCCAAGGGGAGUACCACGAGGGCAUCAUUCCCGACAGAAAAGAAGAUCCUUGUAUGCAGACAAAAAUGCAGUAGGUAAUGAGCUGAAGAGCAAACCUCAGAUUUACAUUGUGCUUAAUUAUUUUAUGAAUCUUGUAUAAGCCAUACAGGGACUGCAUCCUGUAACAGAAGGAGGAAAGCCCCACCGCCCAUGGGCGCCGUGUCUGCCCGUGCCCCAGGGUUUGGCGGCCGCUGUGCUCCAGCAGGGAGGAGCGCCCAGCCCUCCCUGUCCCGAGGAGCGAGCCUGCAGUGCCGGCACUGCCGGGGAACAGCGCUGCUCCCGGCAGGGAUCGGCCUCGGCUCAUCCCCGCGGCAAGGCCGGAACAAAGCUCUGACAAGAUGCGUGGUGCGAAAAGUAAAUCAUUAGCCCUUGCCGGACUGCUUCUCAGCUGCCUAGGAAUGAUCUUUUCAGCUAACACAGGUUUCUCUGUGUCUGUAUAUGAUGUGACAUCACGAAGCAUUUCUCUCAGAUGGCCCAAGUUUUCAGGAGCCUCUUCUUACAGGGUCACAGCUACAGCUGUGAAUACUGUAGGCCAUUCAUUACUGGCUCAUUUUAGUGAUGUUACACUUAAAGCAACUCUAACUUCAUUAAUUCCCAGUACUGUUUAUGCUGUACAAGCAGAAGCCAUUGACAAGAAUGGAAUUAUUCUUGCAGAAGCACAGAUUAUGCAAUCAACAGCUCCAGACAUUCCUGUUAUUGACCGAGCUUAUUCAAAACUUAGCAACAGUAUCACAGUGGAAUGGAGAGCGGUACCUGGGGCUACUGGUUACAUGCUGACUGCACAAGAUGGAGAUUCCUUCAUUGAAACUGUGGUUAAAAAUUCUCCAGGCACAGUGACGGGGCUGAAACCUGCCACCUUGUACAGAAUCACUAUCAGAUCUAUAAAUUCGGGAGGAAAAAGCCAGCCUUCACCUUUCAGAAAAGCAAAAACAGUCCUGGCCGCUCCGAUUCUGUCUGUGAGUUCUCCGAGCUGUGACUCCAUAGCCCUGAGCUGGCACGCUGUGUAUAUGGCAGCUGGAUUCUCCGUGUCCCUCAUGAGGUCGGAUGGUUUGGGCAGAAUGCUGAGGGAGAACACCACCAAUACCUCCUUGAUAUUUACAAAUCUAGAUCCAGGAACUCUCUAUACUAUCAAGGCUUAUGCCUGGAAUGCCAAUGGGAUGCCUGGAGAUGAUUUCACAUAUAACCAAAGAACAAGUCCUAACGCACCGGUGGAUGUUAAAGUGGCUUUUAAUAGUGGUGCUUUAAGAGUUUCUUGGAUGCCAACAGAAGGAGCUCUGACUUACAGUGUCACAGCCUCCGAUGGACUCUUGAAACUGAAGUGCAACACCUCCUCCUCCUUCUGCACGGUGCCAUCCCUCCAGUGCAGCUCUGAAUAUCAUGUUUCUGUCACAGCAUACAAUGAUGCUGGAUCCAGUAAACCUACUGAUGCAGUAAGCUUAAAAACCAUUCCUUGUGCACCAGGUAACAUAUCAAUUGAAGAGGAUGAACCUGGUCACUUGCUGGUGUCAUGGUCUAGCGUCAGUUUUGGUCAUUAUUAUGUGGUUUUUGUGAAGAGUGAUGAUGGCUUGGAAGUGCACUGCAACACAUCACAUACUCAAUGUCAUUUCCAGUCGGACUGUGGCUUCACUUAUUUCAUUAGUGUCUUUGCAUAUAACAAGGCAGGGCAGAGCCCUUUAGGUGAUGUAUUCAAUUACACUACUGCUCCUUGUUGCCCCAGCGACUUCAGGGCCGCGUUCGUGUCCAGCGACACCGUGCGGGUCACCUGGGCUGCCGUGCGAGGCGCCGACCUGUACGAGACCAGAGCUGCCUCCCGGAGCACCGCGGUGCUCUGCAACGACACGGCCCCGGCCUGCACCCUGUCUGCUCUGCAGUGCGACACCCGCUACCGCAUCACCGUGCGCUCCCUCAGCGAGGCCGGCGGCACCAACACCUCCUGUGCGCCCCAGCACCUGGCUACAGCUCCCUGCAGUCCUGAAAUUAAAAAUAUCUCAAAGGAGGGUCUUUCUGCAAUCAGUGUACAGUGGGAAUCUCACAAUGAAGACGCUACAUAUGUUGUCACUGCCAGAGGAGAGGCUGGACUUUGGCAUUGCACAAGCACUGGAAGCUCCUGUACCUUAACUGAUCUUCCCUGUGGAUCUGCUUUCACUGUUAGUGCUAUAGCAAAAUCACCAGCAGGACAGAGCUUACCAAGCUACAGUGUCCCUUUAGAGACGGAUCCUUGUUGCCCCAAUGACCUGAUACUAACUCAAGUGACACAGUCUGUAACAAAUGUCAGCUGGUCUGCUGGGAAGGGUGCACAGACGUACGUAACAACACUGGAGUCCCCGAAAGGACAGGCAAAGUGUCGCACUCUUCAGAACUACUGUCUGCUGGGAUGCAUCACAUGUGGCACCAACUAUACAGUGUCUCUGAAAGCAAUUAGUGAAACGGGGCUGACAGCCAGUUGCACCUAUCAGGGAUAUUCUUCCAGUGCUUGCUGCCCUUUUGGGGUGAAGCUCUACAGACUGAGCAAUAAUGGCAUCAGGGUGUUCUGGAGAGCCUCUGAUGAAACAAUAAACUACAGCACUGAUUUACGUGGCUCAAAAGGCAACUUCACCUGUACCCCCAGCACAGGAGGAAGUCACUGUGACAUCACUGAGAUACCCUGUGGGGAUGUCUACACAGUGGUGGUGGCUCCACUUACUGAUAAGGGGCCAAAGCUCACAUUUUGUCCUAAAAAAAUAUAUUCAGUAACCUGUUCUGGAAGCUCUGUUGGAAUGGUGAUUUAUAGAGGGAAGAGCAAUGCAGAACACAUCUAAAUGAAAAGUCUGAUUCGGGUAAGGAGGUAAGUUACAAGAAUCGCAAUUGAUAUUAUGAUCAAACUUUUCUUGUUGAUUCAGUCUUUGGGAUUGGAGAUAAUCCAUAUUUACCUCGAAAAGCUCAUGUUGUCUACUCCU